CGCCCGAACCGCGAGAUUUCAGUGCGUUCAAUUGAAUAGUAAAACUUAUCAGAAAAGGUGUUUUUACAAGAUAUAGCCCUUCAUAUUUAGUAAUUUUAAGAGAAUUUUCGGUGGUUGUUUUGUUGCUAAGGUAACCAAAUCUCUGGUUGCUUCAGAUACGCCUGCGGUAAACAACUUAUUUGGUGCAGACUUCAACCAGAACUCAGAAAAUGACGGACUUGGAUAAGAUAGAGAUCCGCGAUGUGACCCGCAUCGAACGCAUUGGAGCGCAUUCGCACAUUCGUGGACUUGGGCUGGACGAUGUGCUCGAGGCGCGUGCCGUUUCCCAGGGUAUGGUCGGUCAGAAAGAGGCCCGCCGAGCUGCCGGCAUAGUGGUGCAGAUGGUGCGCGAGGGUAAAAUUGCCGGUAGGUGCAUACUGCUGGCAGGUGAACCGAGUACGGGUAAAACGGCCAUCGCCGUCGGUAUGGCGCAGGCACUGGGAAACGAAACACCCUUUACUAGUAUGUCCGGCUCGGAGAUUUACUCGUUGGAGAUGAACAAAACCGAAGCACUGUCGCAGGCACUGCGGAAGAGUAUCGGUCUAAGGAUCAAGGAGGAAACAGAAAUUAUCGAGGGUGAGGUAGUGGAAAUCCAGAUUGACCGACCAGCCACCGGAACCGGGCAGAAGGUGGGCAAGGUGACGAUGAAAACGACCGACAUGGAGACCAACUACGAUCUGGGCAACAAGAUUAUCGAAUGUUUCAUCAAGGAAAAGAUUCAGGCGGGCGAUAUUAUAACCAUCGAUAAAGCGUCCGGCAAGGUGUCGAAGCUGGGAAGAAGCUUCACGCGUGCCCGUGACUACGAUGCCACCGGGUCCCAGACUCGUUUCGUGCAGUGUCCGGAAGGUGAGUUGCAGAAGCGCAAGGAAGUCGUUCACACGGUUUCGCUGCACGAGAUCGAUGUUAUCAAUAGCCGGACACACGGCUUUCUGGCGCUAUUCUCCGGCGAUACGGGUGAAAUCAAGCAGGAGGUACGCGACCAGAUCAACAGCAAGGUAAUCGAGUGGCGCGAAGAAGGUAAGGCCGAAAUCAAUCCGGGCGUAUUGUUCAUCGAUGAGUGUCACAUGCUCGACAUCGAAUGCUUCUCGUUCCUCAACCGAGCACUGGAGAGUGACAUGGCACCGGUGGUGGUGAUGGCCACCAAUCGCGGUAUUACAAAGAUUCGGGGCACCCAGUACCGUAGCCCGCACGGCAUUCCGAUCGAUCUGCUCGACCGUAUGAUUAUCAUUCGGACCGUGCCGUACACGGAGAAGGAGAUUAAAGAAAUUCUCAAGAUUCGCUGCGAGGAGGAAGAUUGUCAGAUCAAUAGCGACGCACUGAUGGUGCUUGGACGCAUUGCGACGGAGACGAGCCUGCGUUACGCGAUCCAGUCCAUCACCACGGCCAGUCUGGUGAGCAAGCGGCGGAAGGCGGCUGAAAUAACCGUGGACGACAUUCGCAAGGUUUACUCGCUGUUCCUGGACGAAAAGCGGUCGAGCAAGAUUUUGAAAGAAUACCAGGACGAGUAUCUGUUCUACGACGACAGCCUACCAAAGUCGGGUUCGGAUGGCCAGCAAACGCAGGCGAUGGAGGUUGAGGGCAACUAGGUUUACAAAGCAUCAUUCAUGCGGACAUUCAAUUCCAUGCGAGCGAAGAAAGCAUCUAAACUAUGUUUGAAAAUAAACAGUACAAUAAACUGGAAAAUAAUUUUUGUUUUAACCAUAGAGAAGAGGCAGAGGUUCUGGCGAUAGUGUGGUAAACAUUUUUAAAUAAUUUAAUCAAUUUGUUUCAUCUGUUCUUAUAACAAUCACUCUCAAACUAUCGUAAAUAUCACGAAACAGGGAGAAGUUACAACAAAACGAAACAUAACCCGAGUGCAAACAGUAAUA
Messenger RNA from Anopheles coustani, 1907 nucleotides. RefSeq names its product ruvB-like helicase 2 (gene rept). The transcript is spliced from 2 exons. Gene Ontology annotation, molecular function: ATP binding; DNA helicase activity; ATP hydrolysis activity. Lineage: Eukaryota; Metazoa; Arthropoda; Insecta; Diptera; Culicidae. Gene Ontology annotation, biological process: chromatin remodeling; regulation of transcription by RNA polymerase II; box C/D snoRNP assembly. The record is from RefSeq and is a predicted model, not a curated record. Bases 210 to 1625 code for a protein of 471 amino acids. Gene Ontology annotation, cellular component: R2TP complex; Swr1 complex; Ino80 complex.